Messenger RNA from Nomascus leucogenys (northern white-cheeked gibbon), 2201 nucleotides. RefSeq lists its product as uncharacterized. The record is from RefSeq and is a predicted model, not a curated record. The transcript is spliced from 8 exons. Bases 746 to 1378 code for a protein of 210 amino acids. NCBI's taxonomy places the organism in Eukaryota, Metazoa, Chordata, Mammalia, Primates, Hylobatidae.
GGCGGGGUUGGCUCUAACGAAUUUGAAUGAGGAGCCUCAGCGCUUUCGGCGCCAUUUUCGAGUGAUGCCUGAUCUCAUCAAUCUAGCGGGAGAGACAGGAUAACCUGUCCGAGAGUAUAGCGCCACUAUGACUCCGCCGGAAAAAUUACUUUAAAAAUCGCCAAAAAUUACUUGGAGCAAAGGGCAGUCGGCGGAGCUUCGCCAAGGCUGGCGCAGUCGGUUUUGACCUGUAGCAGAGAACCAAUUCUGGAGAACAGCCUCACGUCUUUGAUUGAAUACUCACAUAAUGCAUUGGAACAUGACAUGAGAUUAAGGUUUAAUAAUGAUAGAAUGAAGACCAUAAUAAAAGAGACCUCUGCUUAGUUCUGCAAUUCUUACCUUUCUUACCUAUUUGAUGAAGAUGUCUUUUGAAAGGUGUACUGCAAGGAACAAAAUGUUUGUAAAUUCUGCUUUUACCAAGGUGGAUAAUUACUGUACCUUCCUCAUGGAAAAAGUUUUAUUUAAAGUGUUAUUUCUCAUUGAAUACUAUCAAAAAGGAAAAAAAAAAUGACCUAAACUUUUGAGAUAGAUUUGGCUCUAGUGUAAAUUUUGAUACCACCAUUGCCGCCCUCACCUCAGAAAAGGUGAGAACUGACUAAACUACUGGUACUUAGACCAUGUGGAGAAGGAACUGAAAAUGGAAACAGAAACACGUCUGUACAGAGCAGAGUGUCAGACAAUAGCUCAUUUUAGUAGAGGGCAAUAAAUGCCACAUGAGAUGAUCACCUCAGGAGAAAACUGGGAUGUGGAGACGCCGGUAGCGGGGCCAGGAAGGCUCCGGACGGAGCAGCUUUUCUGGACCACAGACACACUGUCCCGGCGCCCACCGCAGGCCGCUCCUCCCCAGGCCCGUGACAGUGCCCCGCUGGUUUCCGCCGCGCAGCCGGGACUGGAGCUCAGACGGCCUUCGCCAGCCACCCCAACCCAAGUCCCCACCCUCGCUGAAGGUUCGAGGACCACCCCGCUUUCCCGAGAGGAGCCGGGCGGCGGGUACUUAUCUCCGACCUCCGGCGAGUGGGAGAGGCCGCGCGACCGCCCGUCCUCCAGCUACAGGAACCGCACGGAACAAAAAAAAAAGCCCAACCCUUCACACCACUUCAUCCUCAUCUCAAGACCAGAAGCCGACCCCAGCGGCUCGGGGAAAUGGAGCCCCGCACCCCACAAGGGGGAGGGUGGGACGGGCACCUCCGCACUGCGCGGCCUGCGGAGUCACCGAUUCGCGUUGGGAGCGCGCCAGGGCUCUAGCCGGGGGCUCCGGACAAGGCGCAACCAGAAGAGGGUUCAGUAUCCCCCAUCACCCCCACCCCCAACCGUGACCCUCUUUCUUUGCGGGCUUUAGGCAGGACACCAGAGACCCAAUUCUGUUUAAAAUUCUCUUUUAAGAAAAGGAACGCCUGCUUUUGCCUUUGGGGGAAAGGAUGAACUUUCAAAUUGCCUUUAAAUUAUCCCCCACUAACAGUUACUCAGUCGCUAACCUGACUCUUCUGACGCCCACCUCGCGUUUGAGGACCUUGCCCAAUAGCAAACGUACUAAGCACUUAACCAAUGAACGGUGUGGACGAUGCAAACAUGGAUGAUGAAGGAAUGGCUCCUCCAAAAUUUACGAUCUUGGGAGAAGUGAGGCGAGUACAGAAUCUCAGAACACGCUGCAGGAUUGAGUUCUAUCCCAGUUGAGGGAGUUUGGGUUUGGGGAGGAAAUAGGUUAUUUUGGAGAAACGGUAUUCAAGACCUACCAUACAUAGCAGUACAGCCCGUUGACUAAUAAUGCUUAGCCCAACCCCCGUAAAAAGCCCCUGGCCACAUCCGUCUCCUGAGAUUCCAACUUCUCUGCGUGCAUCUCCCUUUCUGCUAUAAGAAACCUAACUUUGCCUUCGUAGAACACUUCUUUUAAUUUCUGUCAUUCAGUCUCACAAGAACACUGUGUAAAAGAAAUUAUGAUCUUCAUCCUAUAUAGAUGAGAAAACAGGUGAAGUGACUUUUCCAAGGUACAAAAACAAGAGGCAGAGCUGAGGCUAAAGGCAGAUUCCAGAUAUGGGCUCUUUCUACAGCACCAUAACUGUCAGUGACAAAACUGCACCCCAGUUCCUUACUAAAUUUAGUGUUUUUAGGCCAGGCACGGUGGCUCAUGCCUCUAAUCCCAGCACUUUGAGAGGUCGAGGCGG